Molecule: messenger RNA, 1110 nt
Organism: Pistacia vera
Lineage: Eukaryota; Viridiplantae; Streptophyta; Magnoliopsida; Sapindales; Anacardiaceae
Product: ethylene-responsive transcription factor ERF086
Exons: 1
Biological process (GO): regulation of DNA-templated transcription
Molecular function (GO): DNA-binding transcription factor activity; DNA binding
Source: RefSeq, a predicted model, not a curated record
AAUGUCUGCAUCAAAAACAUUUGAUAAACCUUUUCAAGUUUAUGAAACUGCAGGUCAAAUGGGGUUCACAAUUCUUCAACGUAACACAUCCCCCUCUCAGCCUGGUGAGAGGAGAGGCCGGAGAAAGCAAGCUGAGCCUGGAAGGUUUCUCGGCGUGAGGAGACGACCUUGGGGUCGAUAUGCCGCUGAAAUUAGAGACCCUACUACGAAGGAAAGGCACUGGCUUGGCACAUUUGACACUGCUCAAGAAGCGGCUCUUGCUUAUGAUAGGGCUGCACUUUCCAUGAAAGGCACACAAGCAAGAACCAACUUCAUUUAUUCAUCUGACAAUACUAUUCUCCCUUCUCUUCUUUCACCUUUUGAUAUUCAAGCUCUCUUGACACCAUCAUCACAGUUCACAAAUAAUGCUACUACUAAUCAGACUAAACAACCUACACUUCUUCACAACAACACUCCACCUCAGCCAGAAAUUUCCAAAACUAAGAAUGAGACUAGUAGUGUUGAAACUCCAUGUGGGUCAUUUGAUGAUUCCAGUUUCCUUUUCUCUACUGAUUCUUAUAACUCUGGCUACUUGGGCUGCAUUGUUCCUGAUAACUGUUUGAACCCUUCUGCAAAUCAUCAUACUACUAGUACCACAAACUCCAAAUAUAGCAGUUCUAGUUCUGCUUCAAAUGAACAAUACAACUUUGGGUCAAUGAGCUCAAGUUCUACAGAUAGCCAGUCACAUUGUAACAACAACUAUGGAGGAUCACUUCCUCUAGAUAUCACAAGUGUGCCAACAACAAUGGCAUCCGAGGCUGGAGAUUUCCCUUACUUUGGUGAGCUCAAUAAUGGAAUUUGGAGUGAUAAUAACCAAUAGUCAUGGGAGAUGAUGAACUGCGAUGAACUGUCAGCCAUCAUCAACAACAACCCUAUAAUGGUGGAAGAUACUAGUUGCAUGGGAAGUUUGUAUCCGAUUAUGGACAACCCUAGCUAUGGGUUAUUGCCUCAAACCGUGGCUUCUCCUUCAGUUCCUCAUUUUGGUGGUGAUGUAGUUGACUUUGGCUACUCACUCUUUUGAGUGAUUAUUAAUUAAUUAUUAGAGUGCAUCGAAUUGUAUUACUUUAUGCC